AUGUAUUAUUUCAGACUGGAAUUGAAGCCAUUUUUGCUUGGAGAAACAGAUGUUGCGCCCAAAUGUAUUGAUCCAGAGAAAACGAUAUCACCAAUCCCGUAUGCCUUGGUCAAGGAAGUUGAAAAAGUGGACAUUGAGACUGAAAUACAUGGUGAAAUGAUCUGGUACACGCUGACCCAUAACAUCAGUCCCGAGCGAACGGUGACUUACUCAGGCUCAGUGUGCGACGAAGAUUAUUAUUCGAAGUUUUUGAAAUUCUGGAAACGCAAGUGCAAGGUGCAUCUCGACUUCGACCUAAAAGGUGGUUUUCGAUCUCCGAGCAGUUGA
Molecule: messenger RNA, 327 nt
Organism: Gongylonema pulchrum
Lineage: Eukaryota; Metazoa; Nematoda; Chromadorea; Rhabditida; Gongylonematidae
Source: the annotation of a GenBank genome assembly